Molecule: messenger RNA, 3927 nt
Organism: Sinocyclocheilus grahami
Lineage: Eukaryota; Metazoa; Chordata; Actinopteri; Cypriniformes; Cyprinidae
Gene: slc12a2
Product: solute carrier family 12 member 2
Exons: 22
Coding region: 364-3105 (913 amino acids)
Biological process (GO): cell volume homeostasis; sodium ion transmembrane transport; chloride ion homeostasis
Cellular component (GO): apical plasma membrane
Molecular function (GO): sodium:potassium:chloride symporter activity; ammonium channel activity
Source: RefSeq, a predicted model, not a curated record
UGUGAGUGUGUGUGAGUGAGUGUGCGCCGUGGAGUCUCCACCCCGAUGGAGCGGGCAAAUCUCGCGAGAACGCCUCCUCUCGCGAUGCCGCCCAGCAUCCUGCCCCGCUGCAGAGCGCGUAUAAAGCGGCGAGGCUCGCGGGCACCAGAGGAGGAGUUGCGGCAAGGUCGCGCAGCAUCACGGCGUAAACUAGCCACGGAGAGCUCGCUUCACGGCGGGUAUUUCCUCGAGGAGGUGUUGACUGGACGUGCCGCCGAUCUCCACUGCGUCCGCGUGUGCGCUGUUUUAGUCUUCCGCAGCAUCAGUCACAUCUAUCGGCUCCUUUGCACUUCUGUCGGACACUAUCAGCUUUUCUGACUCGUCAUGUCGGGGUCCCCCCCCGCCGCCGCGAGCGACCAUCUCUCCGCGCCCGGGUCCGAGCCCGGGUCCGCCGAUCCCACGCCGAGCCAGAGCCGCUUCCAGGUGGACCUGGUGUCCGAGUGCGCUGGAGACGGCCGAACAGCGGUGGCCUCCGACUCCUCGCCGCCCGAGUACCCCGCCGAGCCGCUCCGGGACUCCGCGUCCGGCGGAGAGGAAGCCAAGGGCCGGUUUCGCGUCGUGAACUUCGCGGCCUCGAGUCCGGACGCGGCGCCGGCGGACUGCGCGCAGAACGGGGACACGGUGAUGAGCGAGGGCAGCCUGCACUCGUCCAGCGGCGGCCAGCAGCACCAUCACUACGACACCCACACCAACACCUACUACCUCCGCACCUUCGGACACAACACCAUCGACGCCGUGCCCAACAUCGACUUCUACCGGCAGACCGCCGCGCCGCUGGGCGAGAAGCUCAUCAGACCCACGCUCUCGGAGCUGCACGACGAGCUGGACAAGGAGCCGUUCGAGGAUGGCUUUGCUAACGGCGAGGAGCUGACCCCUGCAGAGGAGGCCGCAGCUAAAGAAGCCUCCGAGUCUAAAGGAGUGGUGAAGUUCGGCUGGAUCAAAGGAGUGCUGGUGCGCUGCAUGUUAAACAUAUGGGGCGUGAUGCUCUUCAUUCGAAUGACCUGGAUCGUGGGCCAGGCUGGAAUUGCGUAUUCCUGCAUCAUUGUUAUUAUGGCAACUGUUGUGACUACCAUCACGGGCUGCUCGACCUCAGCGAUCGCCACCAAUGGCUUUGUACGAGGAGGUGGAGCAUAUUACUUAAUAUCUCGAAGUUUGGGCCCAGAGUUCGGCGGCUCCAUUGGUCUGAUUUUUGCCUUUGCCAACGCUGUGGCCGUGGCCAUGUACGUCGUGGGCUUCGCAGAAACUGUAGUUGAGCUGCUCAUGAAUUCCGAUGCGCUCAUGCUCGAUGAGAUUAAUGAUGUCAGGAUCAUUGGGACCAUUACGGUCAUCCUGCUUCUCGGCAUCUCAGUGGCUGGAAUGGAGUGGGAGGCCAAGGCUCAAAUAUUCCUCUUGGUCAUUUUGAUCACUGCCAUCUUCAACUAUUUCAUUGGGGCCUUCAUUCCUGUUGAGUCCAAGGAGAAAUUUGGCUUCUUCGGCUAUGAUGGUAAAAAUGCAGGUUUGUUUGUCCCUCAAUACCAAAGCUCUAGAAGACCAGCAGGAUGGAGGCCGAGCUUCAAGUACUACAACAUGUGGGUGUCUCUGGCCGGGGCCAUCCUGUGUUGUGUGGUCAUGUUCAUCAUCAACUGGUGGGCGGCCCUCCUGACCAACGUCAUCGUCUUGUCCCUCUACAUCUACGUCAGCUACAAGAAACCAGAUGUGAACUGGGGUUCGUCCACUCAAGCGCUGACUUAUCAUCAGGCCCUGACACACAGUCUGCAGCUUUGUGGAGUAGCCGACCACAUCAAAACCUACAGGCCACAGUGUCUGGUGAUGACUGGAGCUCCAAACUCACGUCCAGCUCUUCAUCAUCUGGUCCAUGCCUUCACCAAGAACGUGGGUCUGAUGGUGUGUGGCCAUGUGCGCAUCAGCUCCCGGCGGCCCAACUUCAAAGAGAUAUACAGCGAUAUGCUGCGCUACCAAAGGUGGCUCCUCAACAACAACUCCAAGGCAUUUUACACGCCUGUGGUGGCUGAAGACCUUCGUCAAGGAACCCAGUACCUGCUGCAGGCUGCUGGUCUGGGUAGAUUGAGGCCCAACACUCUGGUGCUCGGCUUCAAGAACGACUGGCGUAUUGGAGAUAUAAAGGACGUUGAGACCUACAUAAACCUAAUGCAUGAUGCGUUUGAUUUUCAGUACGGUGUCGUCAUUCUCAGACUGCGAGAGGGACUCGAUAUUUCUCACAUUCAAGGCCAAGAUGAUUCUUCAGCUGUGAAGGAUGUGGUGGUUUCAGUGGACAUGAGCAAAGACUCGGAUGGAGACUCGUCCAAACCCUCCUCCAAGGCCACCAGUGUCCAGAACAGCCCGGCUGUCCAGAAAGAUGAGGAUGAGGAUGGCAAAGCCCACACUCAGCCGCUGUUGAAGAAAGAUAAGAGGAGCCCGACGUUCCCCCUGAAUGUGGCCGAUCAGCGGCUGUUGGAUGCCAGUCAGCAGUUCCAGCAGAAGCAGGGGAAGGGCACCAUCGACGUGUGGUGGCUCUUUGAUGACGGAGGUCUGACUCUACUGAUCCCCUAUCUGAUUGCCAACAAGAAGAAAUGGAAGGACUGUAAGAUCCGCGUCUUCAUCGGUGGAAAAAUCAACAGGAUCGACCAUGACCGCAGAGCCAUGGCCACAUUGCUCAGCAAGUUCAGGAUCGAUUUCUCUGACAUCACGGUCCUGGGCGACAUCAACACAAAACCCAAGUCAGAGGGUUUGACCGAGUUUGCUCAGAUGAUCGAGCCAUAUAAGCUGAGAGAAGAUGACAUGGAGCAGGAAGCUGCUGAGAAGCUGAAGAGCGAAGAGCCCUGGAGAAUCACAGACAAUGAGCUGGAGCUCUACAAAGCCAAGAGUAACCGUCAGAUCCGACUGAACGAGCUGUUGAAGGAGCACUCGUGCACAGCCAACCUCAUCGUCAUGAGCAUGCCGCUGGCCAGGAAAGGAGCCGUCUCCAGCGCUCUUUACAUGGCCUGGCUGGACACACUAUCCAAAGACCUGCCACCCAUCCUCUUGGUGCGUGGGAACCAUCAGAGCGUCCUCACCUUCUACUCGUAGAGCGCUCUCAGACGCAUCUGCCCACUCAAGCACAGCACCUCUGACUGAUGAUGAUGAUGAUGAUGAUGCUGAUAGACGUUUCUCGACAGAGCUGAAACAAACGGACUCCUUCCAUGCCGCAGCUCAACAGCGAAGAUCAACGCUUGACGGUUUAUAUUGUCUUGAGCUCACAGGUUUCCGAGCACACCUUGUUACACUGAUUGUUGUUAUCACUGUUAUCGUUAUUAUGACUCACAACUUUUUGAGUUGUGGAUUUUGUUUUCUUCCUCUUUUUAACUUGCUCUUGAUGAAGCAAUAAUCACCUCAUUUCUUAUUUUCUCACUUUGAAGAAAACACGAUUCUUUGCUACACUUUAUAGCCUUGUGGAUGUGCCUUCCUGUGCAAUCAGAUAAAAUUCUUCAAACUUUUCCCUGACUGGUGAUUUAUAACGGAAUAGAUGUAGGCUGCUUGUUUUUAUUGGGUUUUAAAUGUAAAUCUUCCUGGAUUUGAUCAAGUUUUAACUGAGGUUUCCACUGCGCCGCGUUUUCACUUUUUUUGUAGACAGAUUUUUUGGUUGCUUGCUUCUUCAGAGUUUGAAGCAUUGAAUGAGUUGUGGAGUUUUAGCACAGCGCCCCUCCAUGUUCUUGUUACAACGAUCGACCUGAACUACAGGGUGAUUACAAUCAUCUUUCAAGUAGUCUAAUGUAAAAAAGUCCGAAUUCUACCAGAACUAUAUUAGUUUUCCCUAGUGUGCAGUUGAAUGGUUUUUGGUGUGAUGAAGAGAGGCUGAUGAGUGCCGUCUGUCUGAAGAGAACAGAGCCGUCAGAUCCUUUCAAACUAACA